Messenger RNA from Miscanthus lutarioriparius, 1611 nucleotides. The record is from the annotation of a GenBank genome assembly. NCBI's taxonomy places the organism in Eukaryota, Viridiplantae, Streptophyta, Magnoliopsida, Poales, Poaceae.
AUGGCAGAGCGCGAGUGCGCUGCGAAACCUGCAAGUGACCCCAAAUUAGAUUGGCAGUCAGCUGGUGUCACUGUGUCAAUGUCGAUGGAAUGGCUCUGCAGCGCUGGUGCUUGUGUAAAUUCCGCAAGAAGCAGUCAACUGUCCCCUGAGACGGUGCUGGGACAUUGUAGUGAGACCCACGCGUUUGUGGAAAUUCGACAACCUGCCAGAGUGCCAGAUGUUCUGCCAAUUUUGCUUUCCUCUGGUUCAGUCUCUGCUUUCAACAAAAUUUGGUACCACUCGUGCAAAUCUGCGAGGAAACCAAUCCCAAAGAGCAUGGCACUCUGGAGUGGUGUGGGUCAGGUGGCAAGCAUGGCACAGCUUGCUGGGGUUGAUGCCUAUGGGCUCAUCUCCAUGAUUGUGGAGGCUGCAAAGACGGUUAAGAGGAACCGGGAGACCUGCCAGCUGCUGGCACGCCGUGCAAGGAUGAUUGGGGACCUUCUGCAGCAGCUUGAAAGGACACAACUGAUGCACCACAUGGAGACGAGGAACCCAGUGGAGCAGCUGGAGGAGACGCUUGCAUGCGCUGAUCGGCUUCGCGAGGUGCAGAAUGAGAUCACCUUCUACCUCCAACUUUUCCCCCUUGUCAGCUUUGUCGACAACACCCGUACAUGGGAGCGGCUUCUGAGCAGAGCUUGUCCUUUGUGUACAACGGGAAGCACAGAUGAGUUACAUGCAGCACACUAUGUUGAAAAUGGAGACAGGCUCAGAUCAGAGGCCCUCAAGGCAACUAAAUUCGAAAAUAUAGGAAGUCAUCCAACCCUAAAACCUGACGAAGAGAAAACGGAAGGCCAAGUCCUGAACAUUGGAGGAUUAGUAAAUCUCGUUGGUGGAGCAAAAGGAGCAGAGUUAUCAUAUUUUAGUUUCUCACAGAUUUUGGCUGCUACUGAAAACUUUUCAGAGAGAAAUUUGGUUGGACAUGGUGGAUUUGGUUAUGUUUACAAGGGCAAUCUCCUUAAUGGUCUUAAUGUUGCCAUUAAAAGAUUUGAUACAUCUUCAUUUCAAGGUCCACAUGAAUUCAGAACUGAGAUUGAUGCCAUUCUAAAUCUUCGACACAAGAACAUAAUUGAUCUGCUUGGGUAUUGUGUUCAAGGAGAAGAAAAAAUACUUGUUUAUGAAUAUAUGCCAAAUAAAUGCUUGGCACUAUCAUUGCUGGCAAAUGAAACAAAAAGGGAGUUGCUAAAUUGGUCCUUGCGUCUUCAAAUAAUCAAAGCGAUAGCAGAUGGUCUUGAUUUUCUACAUGGGCAUUCUCAUACGUGCAUUGUCCAUAGGGACAUAAAAGCAAGCAACAUCCUUGUGGAUCAUGAAAUGAAUGCUAAGAUUAGCGAUUUUGGUCUGGCAUUAAUGUUGGCUCCAAAUACGACUGCAAAUGUUGUUGUUCUGGGCACACAUGGCUAUGCAGAUCCUGAAUAUGUUGCUACUGGUAACAUCUCGGAGAAGGCAGACGUAUAUGGCUUUGGUAUAGUACUUAUUGAGAUAAUAAGUGGAAGGCUGAUCCGGUCUUAUACUAUGAAGGCAGAUGGCACUCCAGAGCUACCACUUCAUGAUUAUGAAAAAUGUACAUCUAGAUGA